UUUUGAAAAUCAAAUUUUGGAUUUAAAAAAGAACACAUUUUUAGCUAACGAUAGCUACUCCAGCACAGUAGGUGGCAGUACACUGGGAAUAGUUAUCCAGGGAGAUAUACGUUACUCUUAAGAGGAAGCAUGGCUAGCAUUCUUCUCUCGUGUAACUAAUACACCUCGUAUGAAUCAAAAUACUAGGUCAUCGUUUCACUAUCUUUACACAAGGAUAUUGACACCAGUCUGCUACAAUGGAAGUGUUGAUGCAUCACCUUUGGCAGAGAGUCUUGCCCCGCCUACCCAGAGCCAUGAGCACUCCCUGUAAAAGCGAUUUGAGCUGUGCUGCUGGACAUGCCCCCACUGACUCCAUCUCCCGCCCUAGCACACACCUUCCCCCUAGCACACACCUUCCCCUAGUCUCCCAUCUCUUCCAGCCCUCCAACCUGCGUGAUGUGGGCCAGGAGAAGCGUGCUCAGGUGGAUAUGACCUGCAAGAGCCAGAGACUGAUGCAGCAGGCAGGUCUCAUUCACCCCUCCAACCCUGGCUGCUACUACUACCUCCCGGCCACUGUGCGCUCCAUGGAGAAGCUGGUGAGGCUGAUCGACCAGGAGAUGCAGGGGAUCGGUGGGCAGAAGCUGGACAUGCCCAGCCUGUGUUCGGCAGAGCUGUGGAGACGCAGUGAGCGCUGGGACCUGAUGGGGAAAGAGCUGUUCCGCCUGAGGGACCGCCACGGGGCGGAAUUCUGCCUGGGCCCCACCCAUGAGGAGGCUGUGACCGAGCUACUGGCCUCUCAGGGAACCCUGUCCUACAGGCAGCUGCCUCUGCUACUCUACCAGAUCACCCGCAAGUUCCGUGAUGAGCCGAAGCCUCGGUUUGGGCUUCUACGCGGGCGGGAGUUCUACAUGAAGGACAUGUACACAUUUGACAUGAGCGAAGAAGCUGCAUACCACACAUAUGAAUCUGUGUGCCAGGCUUACACCCGCCUUUUCUCUCGGUUAGGCCUGUGCAUUGUCCAGGUCCACGCUGAUACAGGAAACAUUGGAGGUAAACUCUCCCAUGAGUUUCAGCUCCCCGCAGACAUCGGAGAGGACAGGCUACUGGUCUGUGGUAGCUGCUCCUUUUCUGCCAAUGUGGAGACCAUGGAACCAGGCCGGACAGACUGCCCACAGUGCCAGGAGGGAACGCUGGUGGAGUCUAAGGGCAUAGAGGAGUUUGAUAAGGUGCCCAUGUUCAUGAAGACAGCCCCUGAGGAGAUCGACCCCAUGAAACACCCGGAGCUGGCUGCUAUUCAGUCCAUUAUACACGACGAUGACAGACCACUAGAAGAGCAAGCCUUGAAAGAUGAGGGGAACGACUACUUCAAGGAGAAGAACUACAAGAAGGCGAUCGUGUCCUAUACGGCUGGGCUGAAGAAGAGCUGCAGUGACUAUAAUGUUAAUGCCAUCCUGCACACUAACCGGGCGGCAGCACACUUCCACCUGGGUAACAUGCGUUCUGCACUGAAUGAUGCUGUCGCUGCAAAGGAGUAACCAGACCACCUCAAAGCAUCAAUCAGAGGUGCCACGUGUUGCACAGAGCUGAAAAAAUAAGACGCCCUGCAGUGGUGUGAAGAGGGACUCGAGCUGCAGCCGACAGACAAGAAGCUGCUGGAGCUGAGAGCUACAGCAGACAUAAGGCAUGACAGAACGGUAGGGAGAGAAGCAAGGAAGGCAAAGGUCAAAGAGAAGAAGGAGCACAGUGAGAGAGAGGCCCUACUGGCUGCCAUCAAGGAGCGUGGCAUCCAGUUACAUCAGCGUCCCAGGCGCAGGUCUGACAGUGAGGAUGAUGGAGGCUCCUGUAGAGCCAUGGCAGGGCUGGACCUGGAUGGUAUGUGUUCUACGGAGGCCACAGGUGUGAAGGUGUUCCUGGAUGAACCGGGAAUCAUGCACUGGCCAGUUCUCUUCCUGUACCCCGAAUACCAACAAACAGACUUCAUCUCAGCCUUCAGCGAGUCCUCCAGCUUCCUAGAUCACCUGAAACUCAUGUUUGGAGAGGAACUCCCACCCUGGGACAUUAACAGGAAGUACUCUCCCCAAAACCUUCAGGUGUUUUAUAAAGGCAGGAACUCCCAGCUUCGUCAUUCUGGUAAAGGGGUCACCGUUCUGCGAGACGUUCCUAUCAGAAAGGAAAACACAGCUUUUAACACAUUCUCUUCAUCAGUCAACCUAGACCUGUCAAUCAAAAAGAACAAUGAACUCUCUCUUUUCACCAGUGAACAACACAAAUUGAGUUAAAUUACAUAGAAGAGACAGUGUUGCAAGCUGCAUCCCCACGUUCAGGGAUUGAGAAUGUUGCGGUGCUCAUGAGCUGUGCAUACUCUUACCUAGAGAUCAAAUAGUAUUUUAGAGUGGGCGUAACCUGUCAUACAAUCUGUUGUAAUAUUGUCACUAUAACUAAAAGGCCUUUAAUGGAAUGUACACAAA
Molecule: messenger RNA, 2447 nt
Organism: Oncorhynchus nerka (sockeye salmon)
Lineage: Eukaryota; Metazoa; Chordata; Actinopteri; Salmoniformes; Salmonidae
Product: proline--tRNA ligase-like
Biological process (GO): prolyl-tRNA aminoacylation
Cellular component (GO): mitochondrion; cytoplasm
Molecular function (GO): Hsp90 protein binding; ATP binding; proline-tRNA ligase activity
Source: RefSeq, a predicted model, not a curated record